Molecule: messenger RNA, 2937 nt
Organism: Orussus abietinus
Lineage: Eukaryota; Metazoa; Arthropoda; Insecta; Hymenoptera; Orussidae
Product: prolactin-releasing peptide receptor
Exons: 3
Coding region: 1281-2375 (364 amino acids)
Biological process (GO): G protein-coupled receptor signaling pathway
Cellular component (GO): plasma membrane; neuron projection
Molecular function (GO): neuropeptide binding; neuropeptide Y receptor activity
Source: RefSeq, a predicted model, not a curated record
UCCGCGUCGCGCCGCUGGGAAAUUCGACGACCGCGGAUUUGCCACGUGCCGGUGGCGGCGAGCGGCGGACGGUGCGCGGCUGAAAAUCAGUUUCCCAGGAUUUCCGGAUCCCAAUUGCGUUCGGAAACGAUUUAAUGUCAAUUUUCCUGAUUGCGGAGAGCCCCGCGUAAUCAAGGCGCCCCCAGGGGAUCGAUUCGCAUGGAAAUCGGCGGACGCGUCGACGAGCAUCGACAGGUGGACGCGAGAGAGGACCCGAAGCUACGGACUAUUAACUAUUAACUAUAAACUAUACCUAAAGCGGAAUCGUCUGAAAAGGUCAUCUUGGGCGUGAUAAGACGACUUUUUUAAAAGGACGCGUGCUAUCUUUGGCCUUUCAAAGCGAUUCUUUAAAAAGGAUACGCGCUAUCUUGAGUCUGAUGAUACGAUUUUCUCAGGACAUAUUGCCAUCUUGGGUCUGAUAAAACAAUUCUUCAAAAGGAAACGUGCCAUCUUGAACUUCCCGAAACGAUCCUCUGAAAACGAGCCGCGUUAUCGCGGGCCUCCUAAAACGAUUUUUCCAGAACUACCCGCGUUAUCACUGGCCUCCUAAAGCGAUUCCCUCGGAACACGUGCCAUCUCGGCGUCCUAAAACGAGGUUCCCGAAACGACACGUGCCAUCGCCGGUCCGGGUCCUCUUCGGAGGACUAUUUCCGUCCACUGGUGGCCGCGAGCGGAAAUUCCGCGAGAAUCGCUCGCCUCGAAAAAAAGGAAGGAAGGUCAAGUUCUCAAGAGUCGGAAAACCGACGCGGAAGGUGCUCGCCAAAAGCCGAGGAUCGAGUUUCGGAUCUCCAGGAAGGGACGUCGAUUACGGGAACCUUCCGAUGGAAACGGCGCUCGUAAAUUCGCCCGAAUCCGGGCAGAAGCUCUCACUCCGAAACAUUAAUUAAACGGGAUUGAGUGAUUUACGGGGUAACUAAGUUCGCAAGAGUUACGGGCGGACUCGCUUGUAAAUCCAACCGCGUCGAGUGAAUUUGAAAACCUGGCGAGCUCCCCGAAGAAAGUCGCGUCGACGUCGAGGUAACCCAGAGGUCUCCUCCCAAGGACCUCCUGGUAGCUCUCCGAGGGAUUCCGCCCCGAUUAGGGGUUUCUAUCUCCAGGAUGAGAGACCCUAAUUUGCCAAAAGCCCCCCGAUUCUCGAAUUUGAAGCGCCCUCGAGAACACCCUUCGAGGUCGUGAACUCCGAGUUCCUGGGACCGGAAGAGUUAUCGUUCUCCAGGCGAAAAAGGGAAAUCGUCGAAGACAUGAACGACUCGGAGGUGGACUCGGUCGACUUCGAGGACCCCACCAAGUACCUCCCCGCGAAGGUGAUCUUCUCCGGGCUGUACUUGACGAUCUUCCUGCUGGGGAUCUUCGGCAACGUGGCCGUGUGCUUCGUGGUGGCUCGCAACCGGCAGAUGCAGACGGUGACGAACCUCUUCAUCGCGAACCUGGCCUUGAGCGACGUUUUGUUGUGCGCCCUGUGCGUGCCGUUCACCCCGCUCUACAAGUUCCUGGAGGGCUGGGUGUUCGGCAGGUUCCUGUGCCACCUGGUGACCUACGCGCAGUGCGUCAGCGUGUACAUCAGCACCCUGACGCUGACCAGCAUCGCCGUGGACCGGUACCUGGUUAUCCUGUACCCGUACCGGCCGAGGAUGAAGGUGGGGGUGUGCCUGGCGGUCAUCUUCGGCAUCUGGGUGGUGGGCCUUCUCUUGACGUUGCCCUACGGCCUCUUCAUGAGCCUUCGUCUGGAAGGUUCCCACGCCGUCUGCGAGGAGGCCUGGCCCAGCGAGCCCUUCCGCAAGGCCGUCGGCUCUCUGAACCUCCUCCUGCAAUUCGUCCUACCUUUCGUCGCCAUCAGCUUCUGCUACACCUGCGUCUCCCUGCGGCUCAGGGUCCAGGCCAGGUCUCGACCUGGAAAUAAGAGCGGACGUAGAGAGGAGGCCGACCGCGAGCGGAAACGCCGCACCAACCGCAUGCUCGUCGCCAUGGUCGUCAUCUUCGGCAUCUCCUGGCUCCCCCUCAACGUCGCCAACGUCGUCAACGACUACUUCUCCUCUGCCAACGAGUGGUCCUACUACAACCUCGUCUUCUUCGCCAGCCAUUGCCUCGCCAUGAGCAGCACCUGCUACAACCCCUUCCUCUACGCCUGGCUUAACGACAACUUCCGCAAGGAGUUCAAACAGGUCUUACCCUGCUUCCUGAGGAGGCCUGCUCCGAAUGGGACCGACACCGUUCAGGAGAGUCUUCUUCUGAGUCAGUCGACCAAGGCGAAUCAUCUGGAACUGUCGACGGUCGGCGCGGUUAAAAUUUCCACCAGCCCUAAUUCCAAGGACCUCGAGGACGAUGCCGCUCUCUGAGGUCGACGCCGCGCCAGGGCGUGCCGACCCAGGGAGCAGGAGAAGAGCUCGAAGGCGACCGUCAUCCAAGGAUCGCGACCGAACCGAGGGUAACGAUCGAUUCGUCUCGUCGUUAAUUGGUUCCUCGCCAUCGGACGUCCUCUUGCGACGUUUUUGCGGGCUACCAUGAACUCUUCUUACGGUGCAGCCAAAAUUGGGACCCUCUCCAUGGACACGGUGCAGUCGGAUGCACCCGGAGGAUACGUAGCGACCUUGGUGGUUCUUUUAUUUUUCCCCCUUUGCAGAGCACCUAACAUCGGCAACGUCCUUUCUUCAGCAUUCUCGUCCUUACAAGGAAGGUAUCCCAGGUCGAUCUCUUCGAUUUCAUUUCUUUCAUAAUAUGUUAUAGUAGACUAAGAACUAAGCGACACGUAUUUUUUUUUAUCUGCCAUUAAACACUUUAAGGGGGUGAAGCCACCAUCCAAAGGAAGGCAUGUCAAGGAGCGAUUUGGCAGUUCCAUCCACCAGAACAUAAUAUUUUUCAUUUCUCGUUAUGAGAAAGCUUUUCUAAAUGGAUUGGUUA